AAACAGCUGAAACUCUAUCCAGAAGAAUCCUUAGGGUUUGCUUCUCACUCACUUUUCUUCUAUCUGCUCCGAUUGAUUCGCAGUGAAACUAUUUAUCUAUCUGGCUAUAAGCUGUUGAAGUGGAUGUUAUAUACAGUUGUGGUUUGUUAUGUCUGGUGAUAUGGGAGCUGAGAAAAUCUCUACCCACAUGGAGGAGAGUUUAAAAGCGGAUCCAGAUACUUUUAAAGAAUCUAACUUGGUGGAGAUAGGAUCAAACGGACCUCCUGUUCAGGAUAUGCCCGUUUCAGAUAUUAAAGAAGAAGAAGAGCCUGUGGCUUCCACCUGUGACAACGUGGACCUUCCGAAAGUGGAAACAUUUGUCUCUGGUCCAGAGGACAUCCGUCUGGCUGAUUCUCAGUUGAAAGUGGAAACAUCCGUCUCUGAUCCUAUGUCAUCCGCAUUUGAGCAAGAGGGUAUCUCUUCUCAACCAUCUGUUCUGGCUGAUUCUCAAUCAAUAGUUGAAACAUCUGUCUCUGGUCCUAUGUCAUUCACGUUUGAGCCAGAAGGCGUCUCUUCCCAACCUUCUGUUUCGGCUUAUUCUCAGUCUAAAGUGGAAUCAUCUGUAUGUGGUCCUAUGUCAUCUACAUUUGAGCCAGAGUGCAUCUCUUUUCAGCCCUCUGUCAUGGCUGAUUCUCAGUCAAAAGUGGAAACAUCUGUCUCUGCUCCUAUGUCAUCCGCAUUUGAGCCAGAGAGCAUCACUUUUCAACCCUCUGAUUUGGCUGUUUCUCAGUCUAAAGUGGAAACAUCUAACUCUGGUCCUGCGUCAUUCACAUCUGAGCCAGAUGGCGUCUCUUCUCAACCUUCUGCUAUGGAUGAUUCUCAGUCUUUGCAGACUCAUUUGCAACCUCUUGUUCCGCGUGGAUAUUCGAUUGAUAAAUCAUUAGCUGCCUGUCGCAGUCCAAGGUCAUUUCAGCUAACAGGGAAGCGGAAGUUACCACCAGAGUCUACUACUCUUGGUGGUUCUGCAUCCGAGAAACCACCAAACAAGCGAGUGGAAUCAGUGCAUCACAGACCAUGGCUAGAACAAUUUUAUUCAGCAAGUAUUCAGCCGCCUCACAUGCCAUCUACUACUCUUUCUCCCAAGACGGAACAUCCACAAGUGCCUGCCAAGAAAGUGAAGCAAAUGGAACCAGCUUCCCAGAGGAAGCAAGCGAUGAACAAGAAGCAAACUGGCCCAUCACAAGGUUCAACAAAGUUACAGAAUGAAGGAAACGAGUCCUUGAGAUCGAAAAUGAAGGAGUCAUUAGCAGCUGCUUUGGCUUUGGUUCAUGAGCAUGAGGAAUCUCCAAAAGAGAAAAAGAAUUCAGAAAUUGAUGAAGGAAGUGCUCCAGCAGCUGAAAGUAAUGAACCUGCCUCAGCCUGUGGUGUCAGUGUUCCACCAGAUGAAGGCAACAUGGCGGGAUUGUCCACAAGGGAUGAGAGUUCUGAGCAGAAGGAUGUCAACGGAAGCAUAUUGCCGCAACAGACUUCUAAUGACACAGAGAUGAAUUAUGUUAAUCAAUCAGAUGUAGAGAAAACUCAAUAUGAUGAUGUUUUCCCUUGUGAUGAUGGUCCUUUUAGCGGUAGUUAUCUUUCCAGUGAUGAGCUUCUACAGGGUAACGGCCUCUCAUGGGUUUUGGAGCCUGUUUCAGAUCUCGAGGAGAGGAAAGAGAACGAAACUGGUGGUGAGAAACCGUUUGAGGAUCCAAACCUCUUGGCAACUAAAAUAGAGUUGGAACUGUUUAAACUAUUUGGAGGCGUUAACAAGAAGUACAAAGAGAAGGGAAGGUCUCUCUUAUUCAAUCUGAAAGAUAAGAACAAUCCUGAGCUAAGAGAGAGUGUCAUGUCCGGAAAGAUCUCUCCUGAGAGGUUGUGUUCCAUGACCGCCGAGGAGCUUGCUUCUAAGGAGCUGUCUCAGUGGCGACAAGCGAAAGCGGAAGAGAUGGCUGAGAUGGUUGUCCUGAGGGAUGCAGACAUUGAUGUCAGAAGUCUUGUGAGGAAAACGCAUAAAGGUGAGUUCCAGGUGGAAGUUGAUCCUGUUGAGAGUGAGAUGGUGGAUGUCUCUGCUGGGAUUACCUCACGUAGUAGACCUCGAACCAAAGCCAAAACCACUCUAAAUAAAAAUGACUCAAAUGAUCAGAAGGGAAGUUCUGACCAGGAGGCAAUGACUCUGCCUUCAAGUACGGAGGAGACUGAUCUAAUGCAAGGUUUGUCAAUGGAUGAUGAGAUGAAGGAUGUGGGUUUCCUUCCUCCAAUUGUAUCGCUUGACGAGUUUAUGGAGUCUCUGAACACAGAACCUCCUUUUGGAAGCCCACAACAUGGGGAUGAUGUGAAGGAGGAAGUGGCUGCAUCUGAAAAGAGUAACUCAGGAGCUGUUUCAAAUUUGAAGUCUCCUUCAAAAUCUCCUAAGCAGUCUCCAAAGGAAUCUCCUAAAACAGAACUCGAAAAGGCUAUUGUAACUUCUCCAAAACCGGAUGUGGGUGUCAAACUCAGUGUUGAUGUCUCUAAACCUGAAGAAGCAUCUUUGGUAGCUAGCAACAAAGAAGAACAAAUAUGGAAUGGUAUACUGCAGCUUAGUGCCUCAUCAGUUGUCUCAGUCACCGGAAUUUUCAAGAGUGGUGAGAAAGCAAAGACAAGCGAGUGGCCAACGAUGGUGGAGGUAAAGGGUAGAGUGAGACUCAGUGCGUUUGGGAAGUUUGUACAAGAGCUUCCAUUGUCUAGAAGCCGUGUCUUAAUGGUAAUAAACGUGGUUUGUAAAGAUGGCAUCUCUCAGAGCCAACGUGACAGCCUUUUUGAGGUUGCCAAGUCAUACGUUGCUGACCAGAGAGUUGGUUACGCAGAGCCAACUUCAGGCGUGGAGCUUUACCUCUGCCCUUCACGUGGCGAAACACUAGACUUGCUUAGCAAAGUCAUCUCCAAGGAGCAUCUCGAUGAGGCCAAGUGUUCAGACAACAUCGGUUUGAUCGGUCUUGUUGUCUGGAGGCGUGCAGUCUCGUCUCCUGCCGCACGUCAUAAGCCAGGAGUCAAACGUCAGCACUCCUCUUUAAAGAACCAGCCUCCUGUUGUUACUGGCACCAAGAACAAAAAUUCUAGUAGUACUAGUCUGAAUGUAAAGAAUCAUCAGCCUCCUCCUAUUGUUGCUGUUACUACGUCCAUUGGGAAUCAUGGUUGUGAAGAUGAUGAUGAUGGUGAAGAUUUGCCACCUGGAUUUGGUCCAGCAGCUGUGAAAGACGACGAUGAUUUACCAGAGUUUAACUUCAAUACUUCCACUGCACCACCGGUUACUUCUUCUCCCCGGCCAGCAGCGCCGCAAUCUCGGUCUUUGAAUCAAGUAAGGGAGCUCAUACUCAAGUAUGGAAACUCAACAGGUAAUAAUGCCAAUAAACAACCAUGGAAUGGUCAAGAUGAUGAUGAUGAUGACGAUAUUCCUGAAUGGCAACCACAAGUGUCAGGCCACCAGAUUCAACCUCCACCACCUCCUCCUGGUCCUCCAUUUCAUAGCAGAGCCAUGGCCAGACCACAAGGACAUGUUGCGGGACCAUCAGAUGGAUGGAGGGCUAACCAAAACGCACCUAGGCAACAACAACAGUACAGUGUACGUAGGAACAGAGGGUUUUGAUUUGUGUGAAUGCGUUUGUUCCUCCCUGUAAUAUAAUAGUUUGUGUUUUUGUUUAGAUGUAUUGACUUUCUCGGUCUUUGUUUGUAGCUUUGUAUUU
Eruca vesicaria subsp. sativa (arugula) is the source of this 3734-nucleotide messenger RNA. NCBI's taxonomy places the organism in Eukaryota, Viridiplantae, Streptophyta, Magnoliopsida, Brassicales, Brassicaceae. The record is from the annotation of a GenBank genome assembly.